Molecule: messenger RNA, 4018 nt
Organism: Rhodofomes roseus
Lineage: Eukaryota; Fungi; Basidiomycota; Agaricomycetes; Polyporales; Fomitopsidaceae
Product: dynactin
Exons: 16
Coding region: 81-3884 (1267 amino acids)
Biological process (GO): nuclear migration involved in conjugation with cellular fusion; establishment of mitotic spindle orientation
Cellular component (GO): cell tip; spindle; spindle pole body
Source: RefSeq, a predicted model, not a curated record
CUCCACUUCCCCUCAUUCACUCUCAGGGCUCGGCACGAAUCGCUUGAACUGCAGCAAAUCCGCCGCAGCCCGGUGAGAGCAUGGCUUCCGCAGCGAAGGACCCGCCACUCGGCGCGCAGGUCGAGGUCCCCGCGGGGCGCGGCACAGUGCGGUUCUGCGGGACGACGUCCUUCUCGGCGGGCAAGUGGAUCGGGAUCGAGCUCGCCGAGCAUAAUGGCAAGAACGACGGGGCCGUCCAGGGUAUCAAGUACUUCACGUGCAAGCCGGGGUAUGGUGUCUUUGUGAGGCCGAGCCAGGUCAAGGUCGUUGCGCUCGAGCCGCCGCCGAUAGUUGCUCCUUCAGCGACUCGACCAGGUCUCGGACAUGCAAGAACAGGAAGCACAGGCGGACGGGUUGCCUCCGCACGUCUCACUCCUGCAUCCCCUGGUCGCACCGCUCCUUCUUCUCCAGGCCGCACCGCUCCCUCCUCGCCACGCGCCGUACCCUCUUCGCCACGCGCCACAAGUCCCGCGAAGCCUACUGGACUCACGCCUUCUCCCCUCGCUCAGCGCCUCGGCUCGCCAACGAAGCGUAACACACACUCCCUUCAGAACCGUGCUCCGCUGUCGCGGAGGUCUUCCAUUAACCCUGACCCUGCGGUAAGCCCGAUACUCAACCGCCAGGGUAGCUUUGAGUCUGCCUCGGGGGAUGUACCAUCGAAGCCGUUCCCGAAAGGCCUCGCGCCCUCACCUAUGUCGAUUUCAGCACACGCGCCUCAGCCCCCAUCCUCUCUGCGCCGCGUCUCCGGGGAUUCCCCAGAGCCCCAGUCACCCGUUAUCCAAGAACCUGAACGCCCAAGGACACCAGAGAAGGCACCAGCUCCGCCCCCACCAGAUGACACAGAGCUGCAAGAGCUCCGCGCCAAGGUGCGCGUGCUCGAGGCCAAGCGCGCCGACGACGCACGGCACGUCCGCGAGCUCGAGACACGCCUCGCAGAGGCCGAGUCCUUCGUCGCGCUCCGCCCGAAGCUCCAAGCGAAACUGCAGCAACAGCAGACGGAGCUCAUCGCGACGCGCCGCGAGCUCGCGGACGCGCAGCAGCUUGCCGCGCUCGCGGACGGCCGCAUCGUGGAUUCGCAGGAGCAGCUCGAGAUGGCGAUGUUGGACAAGGAGAUGGCGGAGGAGAGGGCGGAGCUCGCGGAGACGGAGUUGGAGGAGGUGAAGGAGAAGUUGGCGGUGGUGGAGGUUGAGCUGCAGGUAGUGAGAGAAGGCGGAGGAGAGGCGGUCGAAGGUGCGGAGAACAACGUUAAGCAGUCUCUCGCACAUGUCCAGUUGGAGAGGCAGAACGAGCGACUCAAGGAAGCACUCAUUCGACUGCGCGAUAUCACCUCAGAGAGCGAAACUGAGAACCGCAAGCGAAUCUCCGAGAUGGAGAAGGACGUCGCCACUCUCGACGACCUGCAGGCACAACACGAGGAGGCCCUCUUCAAGUUGGCCAAUGCCGAGGUGCAAGUUGAGGAGCUGAAAAUGCAGCUUGACGACGCCCUGGGUGCAGAAGAGAUGCUUGUGCAACUUACAGAACGCAACCUCAUGCUAGGAGAGAAAAUCGAAGAGAUGCGCAUUACUAUCGAGGACUUGGAGGCGCUCAAGGAACUUAACGACGAGCUUGAGGAGAACCAUGUCGAGACGGAGAAGUCUAUGCAAGAGGAGAUUGAGGCGAAAGAGACACAGAUACGCGAGCAGGCAGCCAAGAUCGCUUCCUUGGAAGAAGCAUGCCAGGACCUCGAGGGCACUAUUGUUCGAUUCAGAGAGCUUGUGAUGCAACUGCAGACGGAGCUGGACACCCUCCGGUCAGAAACGCAAAGUGCACAGCAAGAAUCCGUCACAGCGGCCUCUCAGACCGCCGCCAUGAUGUCGCUCAACCUCAAGCUGCAGUCCAGUGCCUCCAAGAACCAGGCACGCUACAUCGACCUCGAGAUCAAGCGCAUCGAGGCGAAGGAAGCGCACGAGCUGCUCAGCAUCGUCCAGCCGUACCUCCCGCAGGUCUACCUCGAGUCGGACACGGAUGCGACGAGCUGCUACUUGUUCUUCCAGCGGUUAGCGCAGAAGCUGGACCUCAUCAACACUGUGGCUGCGCAGAAUCAUAACUUGCCCGAGUCUUUGAACGGCGCUGUGUCCCACGUGCUUGUUGGUGUCUGUGAAAUGCGGGGACGCUUGUCCGCUCUGUCCACAACAUGCAAACGCUUCGCGUCCAUUCUGCGUCAAUGCGAUGUUGAAUCUUUCCUGAACAUCGGGCGUAUAUAUACCGAUAUCGCACCCAUGGAGAAACGCAUAGACAUGCACGUUGACCUCAUGCGCCGUGAUGAGUUCCGCGACGCGGAGUGUGUCAGCGACGCGGCCAAGAUGCAGGCCCAAUUCGACCAUUUGGCAGAGACUUACUUCAAUGGCUACGAGUUCGACCUGGGCGAGCGCGAGCUCGGCAUGGCCCUUGCGUGCGACCAUGACCUUGAGAUGUUUGCCGCCGCCGUGGGUCUCGUCAAGACGUCCGUAGCCGCUGUCCUGAAGGAUGAAGAUGUCGAGGUCGAUCUCGGAGAGUUGGAGCCUGACGCAGUCUUCUUCCAGCCUUUGCAGAGACUGCUCGACCAGUCGAGGAGCGCUCGGGUUUUGUCCAAGAAACUCUCGAAGAGGCUAGAAGAUCUCACACAAGAUUCGUCUGCGUUGAAAGCACACUUCGUUCCUCAAUUGAAACCCUUGACAAACCUCGCUCCUGAACUCGUCAACUUCGGUUUCUCUCUCGCACAGCUAGUUGGGCCAUACCUUACCGAAGUUCGUGGGGAGAAAUCGGCCUUCAAGUUGUCAAGUAUGCUCGCCUUCGUGCAGCAGACUGCGACAGCUACUGUAGGACAAGGACGGAAGGACGAUGUCUCGUCUUGGGAGUCGGUCGCGGAUUUCAUCACCCAGGUCAUCCAGGAGACGAACAAGCUGCUACCUGCGUCGAUGGAGAACGAGAACCUGCUGAAGAUCUCUGGGACUGCUCCCUGGGUCGUCCGCGUCGCCGACAUCAAGGCCGCUACCGCGAUCAACGUCGAGGCCGAGCGUAAGGUCGCGCAACUCAACGACGAGAUGCAGGCGCUCGUGCGUACGCUCCGGACGCGCGACCAGCAGAUCCAGGAGUCGGGCGUCAAGAUCGAGCUCAUGGAACACCGUAUGGAGGCAAGCAAGAAGCAAGCUGACGCCAUUGUUGACCUGGAGAACGAGCUGUUGAAGGCUCGCAAACAAGAGCGGGCGUACGAGGAGGCCAUGGAGCAGCUUCAGGCGGAUCUGGAUGCCCUCGAACAGGACAAUGCGAAACUCAAGACAGCGGCGAGUACGACCGAGGCCAAACCUGCAGGGCCUCAACCGGCAGAACAGGAGACCGUCGCGGUGGAAGGCAGUCUCGAGACCUCAUAUCUUCUCGAACAAAUCGAAGCCUUCCGUGGCACUGUUCGUUUCCUCCGCACAGAGAACUCCUAUCUCAAGGGACAGGACCUCCUCCGGGAGAUUGAGUCACUACCGCCACUGCGUGAGCCCAUCAGUCGCGAGCCAACACCGCCGCUCGUGCCGUCGACGCUCUCAGAUUCCGAGGACUCCGACUCCGACGAGCUGCCUCCACCGCCGACGCUCCGCACGCUCGCCGCAGAGUCCAAGCUCCUCUACCGCGAGGUCAUCAACUACACCUCGUCCCCGCGCAUCGUCGACCUGUCCGUCAUGCGGGCGAAGCGGGAGGGCGAGAAGGCGGCGAAGCAUUGGGUGCCGAAAGAGAAGACGCCGGCGUACCAGGUGCUGAAACGCAAGAUGGAGGGCGAGCGGCUUGGGAGGCGUUUGCAGGGCUUGCUCGAGCGGACUAGUGCGCUUGCGGCGCGGUGAUUCUGGUUCCUCGCGGCGGUAGCUAACUUAUGUACUUCCUUUUGUCUCUCAGGUAGAUUAUAUCCUACGUACUUAGUUGCAUCAUACCCUCAUGUCUGUCAUUAUGCAUAUCUGAACUUGCAUUCGCAUCCUCG